CUGUCUUUUGGGGAGAUAUUGCCUUAGAUGAUGAAGACUUAAAAAUCUUUCAAAUUGACAGGACGAUUGAUCUCACACAGCACUCCAAUGAAAGACUUGGCCAUAAUACAGGUGGCUUUGGAGAGCAUGGGAUGUCAAAAAAACGAGGUGCCCUCUAUCAGCUUAUAGACAGGAUAAGAAGUUUUGGCUCAGGCUUUGAGCAAAAUAAUACAUCUAAAGGAAGAACUACUGUAAAAUUCUCAGGGAAAAAUGAGAAAAACCGAUUUCCCAGAGCUGCUACAUCACGAACAGAAAGAAUAUGGCCUGGGGGUGUCAUUCCAUAUGUAAUAGGUGGAAAUUUCACUGGCACCCAGCGCGCCAUGUUCAAGCAGGCUAUGCGGCACUGGGAAAAGUACACAUGUGUUACGUUUAUUGAACGAAGCGAUGAAGAAAGUUAUAUUGUAUUUACAUACAGACCAUGUGGGUGCUGUUCUUAUGUGGGUCGAAGGGGAAAUGGUCCUCAGGCUAUAUCUAUUGGCAAGAACUGUGAUAAAUUUGGUAUAGUUGUCCAUGAGUUGGGUCAUGUGAUAGGUUUUUGGCAUGAACAUACACGACCAGACCGUGAUGACCAUGUCACCAUCAUUAGAGAAAACAUCCAGCCUGGUCAGGAAUACAACUUCUUGAAGAUGGAGCCUGGAGAGGUGAACUCCCUUGGGGAACCAUAUGACUUUGACAGUAUUAUGCACUAUGCCAGGAACACCUUCUCAAGGGGCAUGUUUCUGGAUACCAUUCUCCCUUCCCGUGAUGAUAAUGGUAUACGACCUGCCAUUGGCCAGCGUACUCGACUAAGUAAAGGAGAUAUUGCACAGGCAAGAAAGCUGUAUAGAUGUCCAGCCUGUGGAGAAACACUGCAGGAAUCUACAGGCAACUUUUCUUCUCCAGGAUUUCCAAAUGGUUAUCCUUCCUACACACACUGCAUAUGGAGAAUCUCUGUGACCCCAGGGGAAAAGAUCGUUUUAAACUUCACCACCAUGGACCUUUACAAGAGCAGUCUCUGUUGGUAUGACUAUAUUGAAGUAAGAGAUGGCUACUGGAGAAAAUCACCUCUUCUUGGCAGGUUUUGUGGUGACAAACUGCCAGAAGUCCUUGCAUCCUCUGACAGCAGGAUGUGGAUCGAGUUCCGCAGCAGCAGCAACUGGGUUGGGAAAGGUUUUGCAGCAAUUUAUGAAGCUAUCUGUGGAGGUGAAAUCCACAAGAAUGAAGGCCAGAUCCAGUCUCCCAAUUAUCCAGAUGACUACAGACCAAUGAAGGAAUGUGUGUGGAAAAUAACGGUGUCAGAAAACUACAAUGUAGGAUUAACCUUUCAAGCAUUUGAGAUUGAAAGACAUGAUAACUGUGCAUAUGACUACUUGGAAAUUCGAGAUGGAACAAAUGAGAACAGUCCUUUAAUUGGUCACUUUUGUGGCUACGACAAGCCAGAAGACAUUAGAUCUACCUCUAAUACCCUGUGGAUGAAGUUUGUUUCUGAUGGAACUGUUAACAAAGCAGGGUUUGCAGCUAACUUCUUUAAAGAGGAAGAUGAAUGUGCCAAACCAGACAAUGGUGGCUGUGAGCAGCGCUGUGUAAAUACUCUGGGCAGUUACCAGUGCGCCUGCGAUCCUGGCUAUGAACUUGGUCCUGACAAAAAGAGUUGUGAAGCUGCUUGUGGAGGACUCCUGACAAAGCUAAAUGGGACUAUAACCACACCAGGGUGGCCCAAAGAGUAUCCUCCAAACAAAAACUGUGUGUGGCAGGUGGUUGCCCCAACGCAAUACCGAAUUUCAAUGAAGUUUGAGUUUUUUGAGUUAGAAGGGAAUGAAGUUUGCAAAUACGAUUAUGUGGAGAUUCGUAGUGGCCUUUCUUCUGAUUCUAAACUACAUGGUAAAUUUUGUGGUACAGAAGUGCCUGAAGUUAUCACCUCUCAGUACAACAACAUGCGGAUUGAGUUCAGAUCUGACAACACUGUGUCAAAAAAAGGCUUCAAGGCACACUUCUUCUCAGACAAGGACGAGUGUUCGAAGGACAAUGGUGGCUGCCAACACGAGUGCAUCAACACAGUAGGAAGCUACGUUUGCCAGUGCCGAAAUGGAUUUGUGCUGCAUGAAAACAAACAUGACUGCAAAGAGGCUGAGUGUGAACAGAAGAUCCACAGUCCCAAUGGCAUCAUCACGAGUCCCAACUGGCCCGACAAGUAUCCCAGCAGAAAGGAGUGCACGUGGGAAAUCAGUGCCACACCUGGGCAGAGGGUCAGAUUGACCUUCAGUGAAUUUGAGAUAGAACAGCAUCAAGAAUGUGCUUAUGACCACUUGGAAGUGUUUGACGGUGAAAGUGAAAAAUCACCAAUUCUGGGACGCUUAUGUGGCAAUAAGAUACCAGAUCCUCUUAUUGCUACUGGCAACAAAAUGUUUCUCCGCUUUAUUUCUGAUGCAUCAGUUCAAAGAAAAGGCUUCCAAGCAACGCACUCUACAGAGUGUGGCGGUCGCCUGAAAGCUGAAACCAAGGCCAAAGAUCUGUACUCGCAUGCUCAGUUUGGUGAUAACAACUAUCCAGUUCAGGCAGACUGCGACUGGCUCCUGGUGUCAGAGCAUGGCUAUCGAGUCGAGUUAAUGUUUCAGACUUUCGAGGUUGAAGAAGAAGCAGACUGUGGUUACGAUUACGUGGAGCUCUUUGAUGGCCAUGAUAAGACAGCUGUGAGACUUGGUCGAUUUUGUGGAUCUGGGCCACCAGAAGAAAUUUAUUUUGCUCUUUUACUUCACUUCCACACUGAUGAUACAAUCAACAAGAAAGGAUUUCAUAUACGAUACAGAAGUAUAAAAUAUCCAGGUAGUGUGCACACCAAAAAAUAACACAAGAACCUCUAUGUCAGAAAAGGAGGGUGAGAAUGAAAGAGUGCACAGUGGAAAGGAAGGCCUGUCAUUUUUUUUGUGGUUGGUUUUUUUUUUUUUUUUAAACUGAAGUUAUUAGCACAUAUGUUUUAUAUAAGUUCA
Eurypyga helias (sunbittern) is the source of this 3005-nucleotide messenger RNA. RefSeq names its product tolloid-like protein 1. The annotation marks the transcript as partial. The transcript has 20 exons. Lineage: Eukaryota; Metazoa; Chordata; Aves; Eurypygiformes; Eurypygidae. Gene Ontology annotation, molecular function: calcium ion binding; metalloendopeptidase activity; zinc ion binding. The record is from RefSeq and is a predicted model, not a curated record. Gene Ontology annotation, biological process: proteolysis.